Exserohilum turcica Et28A is the source of this 1323-nucleotide messenger RNA. RefSeq lists its product as uncharacterized. NCBI's taxonomy places the organism in Eukaryota, Fungi, Ascomycota, Dothideomycetes, Pleosporales, Pleosporaceae. The record is from RefSeq and is a predicted model, not a curated record. The transcript is spliced from 2 exons. Bases 1 to 1323 code for a protein of 440 amino acids.
AUGGUCCAGAUCCGCGCACCGGCAUCGCCACCCUCCGCCCUCUACCAUCGACAAUUGCAGAUUCUCUUUCGCCAUCCUGGCUAUGAUGAUGGCAACAAUGUUCUCUUCAAGCUACAUGCUUCUGACAUCGACGACGAUGGGCAGCCUGGUCUCUAUGCUCAGCUUGCGCUUGAUGCCUGCACCAUAAUUGCUGGGAACUGCGCUAGUAAAUGCUGGCUGUCGUUGCUGCGAGACGGAAGCGCCCCCAUCGACCCGGCCAGCACGCUGCGCGGACGUAGCUACUACUUCCACCUCGACGGCGCCGAUGACGAUCCAUAUGCUAUUAUGGCACCCAAUGUGAACACCGCGUCGUCCGGCAUCACUUUCGCACCUUCAAACCUUACGAUCGCCCUGCACAUGCGCGACGGUUCAUGUCGCCUGAGUGGCUGUCGCGAGCAGCUGCAAGUCGCUCACGUCGUGCCUCAGGCCGAGCUCGACUGGUGGAGGGCCAACGAAAUGUCGCGGUAUAACACGGGCUCGACAUCUACACCUGACGACACGGCCAACGCGCUACUGCUGCGUGCCGAUCUGCACAUCGCUUUUGACAAGCCCCGUAUCGCCUUUGUUCCUAAGCCGACCGGCGACGGUGGUGGCAUGCGGCUCGUUGCACACUUGCUCGAGUAUUCGCCCGAGCUCGAGCAUCUCUACCACAACCGCGAAUUGCACCCUACGGCGGUGGGCGUUGAUAUGCUGUAUGCGCGCUUUGCAUGGUCCGUCUUCUCGCUGCUCGACGCAUUUCUCGAGUGCAAGACCGACCGACGCCUCGCCUUGCGCUCUUCCGACGCCUGCCUGGCAGAUGCUCGUGGCUUCGUAACCGCCGCCAACUGUGAGCUCUUCUCCGCUGCCGCAGUGAGGAAACGCUCGCAGAGCCCCAAGAAGCGCAAGCCCGAGCGUGACACGGUGCUUGAGCAUAACGAACCUCAGGACUUCAUCGCCUCGAGCCGCCGAAAACGUGAAUCUGUUGUUAAAGCUGAGACUCUCUCGCCCGAUGCCACUUCAAUGAAUCACGCCCGAUGCUAUCUGGCAUCUCCCACUCUCCGAACGCCCAUUCAACCGUCCACAGACUUGCCCCUCUCACCGCUCGAUUCCUGGUCGUCUUCCCACCCUCCGACACUGCCGCUUGCACAAGCCUGGCUCAACGCCGAACGCCAGCGUUCAGACCCUUACCGCAUGUGGGAUAAGGAGCGUGACUGGGCGCAGCACGUCUGGGACGGCAAGACACUGACAAGCAACGACGUGGGGCGGUGGUUCGAGGCCUGCGGGGUUGAGGUUAGGGAUAUCUGA